Messenger RNA from Nerophis lumbriciformis (worm pipefish), 2354 nucleotides. It is a transcript of the gene and1, whose product is annotated as actinodin1. The record is from RefSeq and is a predicted model, not a curated record. NCBI's taxonomy places the organism in Eukaryota, Metazoa, Chordata, Actinopteri, Syngnathiformes, Syngnathidae.
ACGGCAGUUUGUCUCAGGGAGUCGAGUCGAGCCACACGCACACACACUUUGAGCACAGGUGGACCAAUCAGUCAUCCGGGUCACUCAGAAUCCCCCAGCCGGUUCCGCAGUGAGACUUGUCGCCUAGGCAACCACAGGAGAAGAGACGAGUCAUGGCUGGAGCGAGGAGGACCGGCGUCACCGCCCUGCUGGCUGCCACACUGAUGCUGAUGCUGCUGCCUGCCGACGUGUCCGCUGGGCCGGUCGCCAGCAAAGCCAAGCGUGAUGCGGGGGAGAGCAUCCAGGAGAAGGCGGCGGCGGCAGCGUCCCACAGGAGACUAAUCCGUAACCGCAGGAACAUCAGCUGGUACAAGCAGCACUCGGACUUCUGGGGAUGGUACAAGUACUUCACGGACAACGGCAACCAGGAGGCGAUUCAGGAGAUGGACCGCAUCUACCUGGCGUACCUCCAGAACAAGAACCGCGCAGAGAGUCGUCGCUCAUACAAGGCUUACCUGAGCCACCUGGGCGACAUCUACAAGUCCUGCGCCGACUCGGACGACCCCAACUGUGUGGCGUCGUACACCAGCAGGCCCAAGCCAGAGCCCCCAAAGCCUGCGCCGGUCAAAACCUGUGACCCCACCAAGGACGCCCACUGCCUGUACGCUGCCUUGGUCUCGGGCAAGAGUCCGUAUUUGCCGCUGGUGCUGCCUGCCUCCCCCCCUGCACCUUCCCCCGUCAAGACCCCCGCUCCUCUCUACGUGCGCUCUGCCCCAGCCAAAGAGCCACAGUCGGGUUACCACUACUUCGCACCGUCGUCAAUUUCUUUCCUUCCUAAGGAGCAGAAGGCUGAGCUGCUGCGUAUCUGCGGCGCUGAAGACGUCGAGUGUUUGCAGUACCACUUGAGAGCCGCCUAUGGUUACUCACCCUCCGGCGGGGCCCCGCCCUCCUAUGCCCAACUCGGCUGUGACCCCCAGAAGGACCCCACCUGCAUACCCCAGCUGGUACCGAGGGCCCCCUCUGGUCUCAACUUGAAGUACCCCAACUGUGACCCACUCCGGGAUCCGUACUGCGCCUACUCUGCCUCCCAAGCGGCUCCCCGGGCUUCCAAAAUCACUGCCCCUGCUGGCAUAGGGUCCUGCAACCCCCUCUUUGAGGAUGGCUGCAACCCCCUUACCGCCACCAAAUUCGCCAGCCCCCCAGAGUCGUACCAACAAGAGGAACCCGAGGAGGCCGCCGCCCUUCGUGCCCUUCCCCCUGCUGCCGAGCACUACAAUAAUCCCUAUGCCAUGUAUCGGGAUGCUUAUGCUAGCACUAACAGUGUUAGCGACCCUUACGCCAUGUACCGCCAGGCUAACGCCCCAGCUUCGCCGCCCGCCAAUGACCCGUAUGCAAUGCUGCGCCGCUUAAUGGCUCACGUUCAGGUCAACGAUCCAUACGCCCCUCCAAUGGAGGCGGCGCCCGAGUCCAACCCCAAUGAUCCCUUCUCUGCAAUGAGAGAGGCCGCCGCCGCCAUGCACCGCCACAGUCCUCCCGCCACCCGGCACCAGUAUCCAUUCUCUCAGCCCAAUUACGAGGAGCCCAUUCGGGAGGAGCGCCACCCACUGGGCCCCCCGGGAAAAACCAAGGAGGGCUACGAUUGCUUCAUCGGCUACGACCGCGAGUGCUUCCCUUUAAAACCUACUGAGCCUCGACCCAACGCUCACCGCCGCAUCCCCUUCCCCGCCGAGGCCUACGAGCCCCACCUGAACGCUGACGGCAGCCGCAGCGGCGUCCUGGAACCCUCCAACCCGCACUGCGACCCCGAGUACGACCCCGACUGUCGCCUGCGUCGAUUCGAACCCGAGCAUGCCCAGCCCCAACUCGAGCCCAAGCCCAGCCAGGCGGAGGCGGAGGCGGCGGCGGAGAGCGAGCGCAUGCCGGAGCAGGACCCGUACGAGGCCGAGCCCUACCAGAGCGGCCAGGAGGAGCCUCACAUGUCCUUCCAGCCCCAGUCGCACGUCAUGCCCACCCUCCAGGACAUACUGAGACGCUACGGGGACCAGUUCCCCGAGCAGGGAGACUACCGCAAGAAAUAAACACGCACACAAGCGUGCAGAUGGACAUGACAACACAAACACCCUCUUUGCUUCAUGACAAAAAUCUAUGGACCCCAUAAACAAGAGAGCGCCUUUAUCUCGGCACACGCUUUGCUUGCAGCAGGGGGCGCCCUUUAGCUCCACCUCAGACCUCCUCCAAGCUUCACCUAACUAGCCAGUGACCACUUAUGUAAAGUUGUUCUCUCUUUGAAUGUUCCAAUAAAAAAGCUGGUUUGAUGCAUAUUUGGCAUUCAUCAACAUACAGCAGGGCUGUCCACUAAACACAGAUAUGCAAAA